AUGCUAUCAAUAGCAAAGCAAUCGGCUCUGCGCACGCUGCGUACCCAAACAACCUCCACAUCCCUCUCAUCCCGUACACAAUCCACAUCCCUUGCCCGCCUGCUCUCCACACUCGCAAUCCUCGAGCAAAGAGAUGGAAAACUCAACACAGGCUCGCUGGGCGCCGUAACGGCCGGGCAGAAACUCGGCGGCGCUGUCCACGGCUUCGUGGCCGGCAAGGGAGCAAAGACAAUUGCUGGCGAUGCUGCUAAAGUCCAGGGUCUCGAGAAGGUCCUCGCCGUCGAUAACGAGGCCUACGACCGUGGACUGCCCGAGAAUUGGGCGCCGCUGCUCGUAGAGAAUAUCAAGAAGGGUGGCUAUACGCAUGUCAUUGCACCACAUUCGGCUUUUGGGAAGGGCCUGCUGCCUCGCGUUGCUGCGUUGUUGGAUGUCCAGCAGGUAUCGGAUGUUAUGGCGAUUGAGAGCGAGGAUACAUUCGUCCGACCGAUCUAUGCCGGCAACGCCAUCCUAACAGUCCAAAGCACCGACCCCAUCAAACUCAUCACCGUCCGCCAGACAUCCUUCGCCCCAGCCGAAACCUCAGGCGGCUCUGCCUCUGUCGAGGAUGGCGUCGACCCCAACACACCCUCCCAAACAAAAUGGAUCUCCGAGAACCUCGCCAAAUCCGACCGGCCAGAACUCGCCUCGGCAAAGAAAAUCGUCUCGGGCGGCCGCGGCCUCAAAUCGAAAGAAGAAUUCGACCGACUGAUCCCACCGCUCGCAGACGCACUGGGCGCCGCAAUCGGUGCAUCGCGCGCGGCAGUCGACAGUGGCUUCGCCGACAAUAGUUUGCAGGUUGGUCAGACGGGCAAGAACGUCGCGCCCCAACUGUACCUCGCAGCGGGGAUUUCUGGCGCCAUUCAGCAUCUUGCCGGCAUGAAGGAUAGCAAGGUCAUUGCGGCGAUUAAUAAGGAUCCUGAUGCGCCCAUUUUCCAGGUUGCGGAUGUGGGUCUCGUUGGGGAUCUGUUUGAGAAGGUUCCGGAGUUGACGGAGAAAUUGAAGUAA
Molecule: messenger RNA, 1044 nt
Organism: Exophiala bonariae
Lineage: Eukaryota; Fungi; Ascomycota; Eurotiomycetes; Chaetothyriales; Herpotrichiellaceae
Exons: 2
Coding region: 1-1044 (347 amino acids)
Biological process (GO): fatty acid beta-oxidation using acyl-CoA dehydrogenase
Cellular component (GO): mitochondrion
Molecular function (GO): flavin adenine dinucleotide binding; electron transfer activity
Source: RefSeq, a predicted model, not a curated record